AUGCAUGAGGAUUUUGUGAUCAUUGUGGAGGAGCUUUGUUGUUACUUGGAUAAGGAAGAGAUGGAAAUCAAGGUGGUGGUCGCUCGGAGUAUAUGGCUAAGACGAAAUGCUUUGGUUCAUGGGGAAAAGGUUAGUCCUAGUAAUGUAGUGGUCAAGAAUGCAAUUGAUUCUUUGGAGGCCUACCGUACAGCUAAUUCCCAGAUUAAGGGAGUAAUAGAGAGGGAUAAUACAAAGGUUCUCCAUUGGAAAGCUCCAAAAGAUGACUUUGUUAAAGUUAAUUGGGAUGCAGCCGUGGAUAAACACAAAAGGAAAAUGGGAAUAGGUGUUAUAGUCCGAGAUAGCAUGGGAGAGGUGUUGACAACUUUAUCAGCACCAAAAGACUAUAUCAACGAGCCUGAUAUUGCGGAGGUAAUGGCGGCAUUGAGGAUUGUUCUUUUUUGUGGCGAGUUAGGUUUCCUUCGGGUGAUCCUGGAAGCCCACAACUUAGCAAAGGAAGCUUUAUCAUCGAGUUUAGAACACAGCCUUAUUGAGGAAAUCUCCCUUUGUAUCUCUGAUAUCAUUUAUGUAGAGCGUAAUGCUUAA
Messenger RNA from Corylus avellana, 582 nucleotides. The record is from RefSeq and is a predicted model, not a curated record. NCBI's taxonomy places the organism in Eukaryota, Viridiplantae, Streptophyta, Magnoliopsida, Fagales, Betulaceae.